CUUCUCACUAGCUUCUGUGGUGGAGUGGUGAAACAAAAUACAAACUACAGGAUAACAAAAUGGCUCAAAUGGAUGCAGAGUUUGGUGUGAAGGGCAACAGCUUCAUCAGGGAAUGGAGUGGACAGGUCCAGCCUGCUCUGGUCGCCUCCUUUGUUUUCCUUUUCUGCCUGGAAGCCUGUCUGUGGGUCAGGAACUUCAGGCUCAAGAGAAGACUGCCGGGACCCUUUGCCUGGCCCGUGGUCGGCAACGCCAUGCAGCUGGGCCAGAUGCCUCACAUCACCUUUGCCAAGCUAGCCAAAAAAUAUGGCAAUGUGUACCAGAUACGGCUGGGCUGCAGCGACAUUGUGGUUCUGAAUGGAGACAGGGCGAUACGUGAGGCUCUCAUACUGCACAGCACAGAGUUUGCUGGCAGACCAAACUUUGUCUCUUUUCAGGCUGUCUCAGGGGGGAAAAGUAUGACUUUCACUAAUUACAGCAAACAGUGGAAGAUGCACAGGAAAAUUGCUCAAUCAACGAUCAGAGCAUUCUCAUCUGCCAACAGCCAGACCAAAAAAGCCUUUGAGCAGCAAGUUGUGGCUGAAGCCACAGAGCUAGUUGAGAUUUUCCUCAAACUCAGUGCUCAGGGCCAGUAUUUCAACCCUGCUCAUGAGCUGACAGUAGCUGCAGCGAAUGUGAUCUGUGCCUUGUGCUUUGGAAAACGUUAUGGACAUGAUGAUGUUGAGUUUAGAGCCUUGUUACAGAAGUUAGAUAAGUUUGGCGAGACAAUAGGGGCUGGCAGCUUGGUGGAUGUAAUGCCAUGGCUUCAGUCUUUCCCUAAUCCAGUCCGCAGCAUGUUCAAUAACUUCAAAGACCUGAAUCAAGAGUUCUUUGGGUUUGUCCACAACAAGGUGGAGGAGCACAGAGACACAUUUGAUCCAGAGGUAACAAGGGAUAUGAGUGAUGCCAUUAUUGGCGUGAUUGACAAGGUUGACAGUGACAAUGGCCUCACCAAAGGCCACACAGAGGGUACGGUGUCAGAUCUGAUUGGUGCAGGUCUGGAUACCGUCUCCACCGCUAUUCAUUGGAUUCUCCUUCUGCUGGCUAAACACCCUGAGAUACAAACCAAACUCCAUGAGCUCCUUGACAAAGUGGUGGGGAGAAACAGGCUGCCAUCUGUUGAUGACAGAAGCAGCCUGGCUUACCUGGAUGCAUUCAUCUACGAAACCAUGCGCUUCACUAGCUUUGUCCCCAUCACCAUCCCCCACUCCACAACCUCAGACGUCACCAUCGAAGGUCUCCACAUCCCCAAAGACACGGUGGUCUUUAUCAAUCAGUGGUCCGUCAAUCACGACCCCCUGAAGUGGAAGGAUCCACAUAUCUUUGACCCCUUGCGCUUCCUGGAUGAAAAGGGCUCCCUAGACAAGGAUCUCACAAACAACGUUAUGAUCUUUUCUGCAGGGAAGAGAAGAUGUAUUGGGAACCAGAUUGCCAAAGUUGAAAUAUUUUUGUUCUUUGCAAUUCUACUCCAUCAAUGUAGCUUUGAGAAAAGUGCUCACGAGGACCUGUCUUUAAACUGUACCUAUGGUUUAACACUAAAGCCUUUAAAUUACAAGAUUACUGCCACACUCAGGGGAGAAUUACUUAAAGGCUAAUACAAGUGUUGUAAAACUGGUUAUCCAAUAAAGAACAGCAAUGCAAUAUAAGGUAUGUGUUCUAAAAUAAAUAUAUAUGCCUUGUAUCACAGAUGAAUUGUCUGUAAUAAGCUUUAACUAACCCAAAGUAUGCAAAUGAUAAGCUUUCUUACUUCUACUGACAUUUAUUAUUUAAAUUGUGACUGACAAGCAAUAUAAUCAUUCACUUUGUUACAAGUUGCCAGUUAAUGUAUUAAAAGUAAAACUUUGAAAAACUGUGACUGACUGAGAAAAUCUAAAUAUAUCUGGCUCUGUCACAGAAGAAAAUGUAAUGAAAGCUUUUGAUUUGUUUGCCCAAAACCACAAUUCAUAAUAAACCUUAAGUAUGUAUUGUUAUUUAUAUGAGGGUAAUCAGCAGAAUCACCCUAAAUAGCAAUAUAAACUGGUGGUGAUGACUGAUUUUCACUUUAAGCAUUUUGUGUUUCUCGCUGAUGGGGAGAAAUCACAUGCCAGCUGUGUGGUCUCAACAGAGCAGUAAUUUACCCAGACUCAUUUAUCUUCCCAUGUGUUGACCUUUUUAAUGUUUGAGCUUAAUACAAAUACAGUGUACAAGUCAUUUACAGUCACAUGCUCUUAAAUCAUGCAUAAUACUGUUGUAUUCUGAUAACUCACAUGUAUUAUAUGUUGAAAUCCUUAUAGAACAUGCUAUAGGCUAUUACGGCACACUGCAUUGUCUCUGAAUAACAAGCUGUGUAGAAUAUCUAAAUAAUGUUUUGCAUAAUGAACAUCACCCAGUGUGAUACACUCUGUACUUUACAAUGUACAAUAAACAAUUUGUAUGGAUUUCUAACUGAA
Messenger RNA from Sander lucioperca (pikeperch), 2465 nucleotides. Its product is annotated as cytochrome P450 1B1-like. Gene Ontology annotation, biological process: progesterone metabolic process; hormone biosynthetic process. The record is from RefSeq and is a predicted model, not a curated record. NCBI's taxonomy places the organism in Eukaryota, Metazoa, Chordata, Actinopteri, Perciformes, Percidae. Bases 60 to 1631 code for a protein of 523 amino acids. The transcript is spliced from 2 exons. Gene Ontology annotation, molecular function: steroid 17-alpha-monooxygenase activity; heme binding; iron ion binding.